CAUUUUUUAUGUUAAAUUUACUACUUAUAUCUCUAGGGUUACUUGCUAUAAAGAUUAUUGCUAUUUUUAAAAUUAUAUUCAUUAUAUUCUCAAAAUAAAUAAAUAAAGGGAAAGAAAAAACCCAACCCUCUUCCCCAUUUUUCUUUUCCUGAGAAAAUCUCUCAUCCUCUUUUCUUGGCUCCCAAACUGAGAUGAGAUCUCUCCAAACUUAGCAAUAAGUGGCAGAAGGAAAAACAAAAACAAAUCAUCCUUUGUGACUUUCCUUUUUUCGUUAGAUUUAAAGUUCGCCCCUUUUUCUAUUUUUGGAAACUUUACUGGGUUUUGCCUCUAGUUGUUUUCCAUAUCUCUGAUUAGAUCAACUUUAUUUUUUGUUUUCGGUCAGUUGUUUCAUAUUUUCUCUCAAAUCCAUCGUUUUCUCUUCUGGGUAUUCCUUCUUUUGUCUCAGUUUUUCCUGGAUUUAUACAUAAAGAUACAUAUAUAUAUAGAUAUAUAUAUAUAUAUAUAGAGAGAGAGAGAGAGAGAGAGCUUAAUUUGGAGGAAGAUGGUUAGGGGAAAAACUCAGAUGAAGCGAAUAGAAAAUGCAGCAAGCAGGCAAGUGACCUUUUCGAAGCGUAGAAAUGGUCUUUUGAAGAAGGCGUUUGAGUUAUCGGUUCUCUGUGAUGCUGAAGUUGCACUUAUAAUCUUCUCUCCAAGAGGAAAGCUCUAUGAAUUCGCAAGUUCUAGAUGCUUCAGCAUAAACAAGACCAUAGAGCGGUAUACUCAAAGGAGAGCCAAGGAUGGUGGCACCCAUAACACUACUAAUAAAACUGUUUCAGAAGAUAAUGAUCAGCACCUGCAGCCUGCUGUAAAUAAAGAAGACUCCUUUAGCAUGGCAAAGAAAAUUGAGCAUCUUGAAGUUUCUAAAAGGAAGCUUUUGGGGGAUGGUUUGGAGUCAAGCACCAUCCAAGAGCUACAACAAAUAGAGAAUCAGUUGGAGAGAAGCUUAGCCAAAAUUAGGGCAAGAAAGAAUCAACUGUACAGGGAGCAGAUAGAGCAUCUUAAGGAAGAGGAGAAAAGCCUACUAGAGUAUAAUGCUAAACUGAGGCAACAGUGUGGCAUGUUAUCGAACGUUUCAUCAGCAAGUAAAGAGAAGGGAGAUCAGGCGGUGGUUGUACAUAAUAACAACAUUCAUCAUCAUCAUCAUCAUCAAAAUAAUAUGGAAGUGGAGACGGAGUUGUUCAUAGGCCUACCUGAGAGAAGAAAAUAAUUAAAAGUGAUGAUCAUCAUGACCAAAACACCAAUAUAUAAGAAACUUACGUACCCAAAAACAAAACCCCUUCUUUCUUCAUUAUAAUAUAUUUGCUUUUCUAUAUAUUUUUAUCACUUUGAUUUUGAGGUGAUCAAAAUAAUUGAAACGCAAUAAACUCUUUCAAAGUUUCAUGACCAUCGUGUAUGUCUAAAUUACAAUAACUUGAUUAACAAACACCAUGGCGUUAUAAUUAA
Humulus lupulus (European hop) is the source of this 1482-nucleotide messenger RNA. RefSeq names its product MADS-box protein SOC1-like. Gene Ontology annotation, biological process: positive regulation of transcription by RNA polymerase II. The transcript has 7 exons. The coding region runs from base 542 to 1246 and encodes 234 amino acids. The record is from RefSeq and is a predicted model, not a curated record. Gene Ontology annotation, cellular component: nucleus. Lineage: Eukaryota; Viridiplantae; Streptophyta; Magnoliopsida; Rosales; Cannabaceae. Gene Ontology annotation, molecular function: RNA polymerase II cis-regulatory region sequence-specific DNA binding; DNA-binding transcription factor activity, RNA polymerase II-specific; protein dimerization activity.